This is a messenger RNA of Caenorhabditis briggsae, 177 nucleotides long. The record is from RefSeq and is a predicted model, not a curated record. Bases 1 to 177 code for a protein of 58 amino acids. Lineage: Eukaryota; Metazoa; Nematoda; Chromadorea; Rhabditida; Rhabditidae. The transcript has a single exon.
AUGGGGAUGCUCUUCAAGAGAUACCCCCAACGCACCGGCCAUUUUCUGACAAAUCGGUUGAGAAGGAGGAGGCGCCCAAGAUGGAAAAAGGGAAAAGAUUUGGAAAAUGGACAUGGGAAGACAAAGGAGAGUUUCAACGCCUUCCAAAGUUUUUUUUCGGUUGUUUUUGGGUCAUAA